UGUCCGUCUACUAACUUACUGACUUACUCGUACUUACUCUCCGCUCUCCAUCUCCCAAGCCUGUUCUCUCAUUACCUUCUUGUGAUCUGAACGAACCCCUCUCUCCCAUUUUCGCAACACCCCCCUCCCCCUCUGGGGUUCCUUGUUUCCUUUUUAUUUCUCUUUCUCUUUGUCAUUCACAUCCUUUCCCUCUUCAUCGGCCUCACCUUGAGUCCGGGUCAGAGUGAUCAUGGCGUCAUCUGGCCCCAACGGCCCCAACACCAUUAAGGUGGUUGCGAGAUUCCGCCCGCAGAACAAAGUCGAAUUGGCGUCCGGGGGUGAACCGAUCGUGGAAUUUGAGAAUGAACAAUCAUGUGUUGUCAACUCCAAAGAAGGCUCUGGAGCCUUCACUUUCGAUCAAGUGUUUCCCAUGGACUCGAAGCAGCAAGAUGUCUUCAACUUCUCGAUCCGACCGACUGUGGAUGACAUCCUGAACGGCUAUAACGGCACGGUUUUCGCGUACGGCCAGACGGGUGCGGGAAAGUCGUAUACGAUGAUGGGUUCCGACAUUGACGACGACAUCGGCAAGGGUAUCAUUCCGCGCAUAGUCGAGCAGAUCUUCGCCAGCAUCCUCACCAGUCCCAGUAACAUCGAGUACACGGUGCGGGUCAGUUACAUGGAGAUCUACAUGGAGCGGAUUCGCGACUUGCUCGUACCGCAGAACGACAACCUGCCGGUGCACGAGGAGAAGUCUCGUGGCGUCUACGUCAAGGGCCUGCUCGAGGUCUAUGUGUCCAGCGUUCAGGAGGUGUACGAGGUGAUGCGCCGGGGUGGUGCGGCCAGAGCGGUUGCGGCGACCAACAUGAACCAGGAGUCCUCUCGGUCGCAUUCUAUCUUCGUCAUUACCGUUACACAGAAGAAUCUGGAGACCGGAUCGGCCAAGAGUGGUCAGCUCUUCUUAGUCGAUCUGGCGGGUAGUGAGAAGGUCGGUAAGACCGGUGCGAGUGGUCAGACUCUAGAGGAAGCGAAGAAGAUCAACAAGAGUUUGAGUGCUCUGGGCAUGGUCAUCAACGCGCUGACGGACGGCAAAUCGACGCACAUUCCCUACCGUGAUUCUAAGCUCACUCGAAUUCUGCAAGAAAGUUUGGGAGGUAACUCGCGGACAACCUUGAUCAUCAACUGCUCGCCCAGUAGCUACAACGAUGCGGAAACAAUCUCGACCCUGCGAUUCGGUGUACGCGCCAAGGCUAUCAAGAACAAGGCGAAGGUGAACGCAGAGCUCAGCCCGGCGGAAUUGAAGCAGCUCCUCCGCAAGGCCCAGAGUCAAGUUACCAACUUCGAGACCUAUAUCUCGGCGCUGGAGACGGAAGUUCAUGUGUGGCGCAGUGGUGAAGCAGUUCCCAAGGAUCGUUGGACUCCUUCAAGAGGCUCAGAAGUUGUCAGUGCGGCUAAGGCGGAGGCUCGCGCCCCUCGACCUGGCACUCCCUCUCGCUUCCAGGACAUUCCCCGCUCAGAGACUCCUCGUCCCGACUCCAGAUUAGGGGACCGUUCCAGCACACCAAGCCUGGUUCUCGAGAAGGAUGAGCGGGAAGAGUUCCUGAGACGGGAGAACGAGCUGCAGGACCAGAUUGCGGAGAAAGAGUCUCACAUUGCUAGCAUUGAGCGGGGCCUGCGCGAGGCUCGGGAGGAGUUGAAGAGCAUGAAGGAGAACACCGCACGUUCGGGCAAGGACAACGACAAGCUCACCACCGAGGUGAACGAGCUUCGUAUGCAAUUGGAGAAGGUGUCAUAUGAGAGCAAGGAAGCUUCUAUCACCAUGGACAGUCUUCGCGAAGCCAAUUCGGAGUUGACCACUGAAUUGGACGAUGUGAAGCAGCAGUUGCUCGACGUACGGAUGAAGGCGAAGGAGACCAGCGCUGCGCUGGACGAGAAGGAAAAGAAGAAGGCCGAAAAGAUGGCGAAGAUGAUGGCGGGCUUCGACCUGGGCGGAGAUGUGUUCUCCGACAACGAACGCAAGCUUAAGGAACUGCUGUCACGCGUGGACGAACUGCACAAGAUUAGCGAAGCCGGGGAGACGAUCGCGCCCGACGACCUACUGGAGCUGCGCACUAGUCUGCAGGAAACCCAGGGAUUCAUACGCCAGGCUGAGCUUACUAUGAAUGACCGGGGCGAGCUAAGCGAGCUGCAGGACAGCCGCAGGGCGGAAGUUGAACAGAAGUUGGCGACUAUCGAGCGGGAAUACGAGACCCUUCUGGAACGAAACCUGGGCGAGGGCGACGUGGAGGAGAUCCGGGAGCGGUUGGAGAAGGUGUACGUUACGCGCAAGGAGGCGGAGAUGCAGGCCGUCACGGACCUGCGCAACGAGAUUGCACGCAAGGACGAAGAACUGGGCAAGCUGCGCCAGUCCCUUGCCGACUCGCAGACCCGAGUGUCCACCAACGGCGCGGCGGGCAAGAACCUGCAGCAGCAGAUCGCCGACUUCGACGCCAUGAAGAAGUCCCUGAUGCGGGAUCUGCAGAACCGCUGCGAGCGGGUGGUCGAGCUCGAGAUAUCGCUGGAUGAUGCUCGCGAGCAAUACAACAACGUCCUCCGCUCCUCGAACAACCGGGCGCAGCAGAAGAAGAUGGCGUUUCUGGAGCGCAACCUUGAGCAGCUCACCCACGUGCAGCGCCAGCUGGUCGAGCAGAACAGCAGCCUGAAGAAGGAGGUCGCCAUCGCGGAGCGAAAGUUGAUCGCCCGGAAUGAGCGGAUAGCCAGCUUGGAGAGCCUGCUCCAGGAGAGCCAGGAAAAACUCACCCAAGCGAACCACCGCUUCGAAGCCCAACUCACCGCCGUCAAGGAGCGCCUCGAGGCCGCGAAGCAGGGCUCAACCCGCGGACUCCCCAGCAUGGACGCCAGCGGCGGCUUCAACUUCAGUGGCUCCCGAAUUGCCAAGCCUCUCCGAGGCGGCGGCGGAGGAAAUGAGAGCAGUGCUCCCGUAGCCGGCGUCCAGUCGCAGGAGACUGGCGCCAAGCGCACGAGCUGGUUCUUCGAUAGACGAUGAUAUCUCACGAUUUUUCUUUUUCAUUGUGUAUUAUCUUUCUCAUUCUCCGAAAAUACUUUUCUUGUUGCAUCAUGUGUGAAGCCGAAAGGAAUGAAGCCCACGUCGUGUUUUUUUCGCCCUCUCGUAUUGAUUAGGGAGGAAAGAAGAUAUCCCAACCAUUCUCUCUCUCUUUUUUUUCUGACUGUGAG
This is a messenger RNA of Aspergillus fijiensis CBS 313.89, 3210 nucleotides long. Its product is annotated as putative kinesin family protein (KinA). NCBI's taxonomy places the organism in Eukaryota, Fungi, Ascomycota, Eurotiomycetes, Eurotiales, Aspergillaceae. Gene Ontology annotation, molecular function: microtubule motor activity; ATP binding; microtubule binding. Gene Ontology annotation, biological process: microtubule-based movement; mitotic spindle organization. The transcript has 5 exons. Bases 230 to 3022 code for a protein of 930 amino acids. The record is from RefSeq and is a predicted model, not a curated record.